Molecule: messenger RNA, 1089 nt
Organism: Lepidothrix coronata (blue-crowned manakin)
Lineage: Eukaryota; Metazoa; Chordata; Aves; Passeriformes; Pipridae
Gene: WIPF3
Product: WAS/WASL interacting protein family member 3
Exons: 7
Coding region: 196-1089 (297 amino acids)
Molecular function (GO): actin binding
Source: RefSeq, a predicted model, not a curated record
AGGCCGCCGUACCUGGCGCCCUCUGCCUGGGGAGGAGCCCCGACGGCCGCGGCCGCCGAGCAGAAGCAUCUGCUUUUGUGGAAGCUUUUCUUCUCUGUGCUCAGUGACUGGGACAAGUUCAGUUCAGUCUUCAAAAGUAGGACAUAGACUUUGGCUAUAUUUUUCAUAGUUGUGUGAAGCUAGAAAUCUGAACGGAUGCCUGUGCCGCCACCACCACCUCCUCCUCCACCACCUCUACCACCCUCUGGAGGGCCUCCUCCACCACCACCUUCUGGAGGGCCCCCUCCACCACCACCUUCUGGAGGGCCCCCUCCACCACCACCACUGGCUAGUUCAGAAGUACCGAAAUUGCGGAAGGAAGAUCAGAAAGCACGAAACGCACUCUUGGCUGAUAUCCAGCAGGGAACUCGCUUAAGAAAAGUGACUCAAAUCAAUGACCGCAGUGCACCACAGAUUGAAAAACCCAAAGGAGCUAACAGAGAUGGAGUUAAUCCAGCUGUCAAUAAAGGUGGCUCUCAGCAGCCUCUGGGAGGUUUAUUUGCUGGUGGCUUUCCUGUUCUCAGACCAGCAGGCCAGAGGGACAUGACAGCAGGGAGGCCUGGGCAGGUUUCCGGAGUCCGAGCAGCGGCCCCCAAACACUCCGCCCCAGCGAACAGCGGCGCUGCCAAGCCGAGCAGUAACCCCUCGCACCCAGCCGAAGGUCCAAGGGCAGCUGUGCCACCAGAGCCUCCCAGCACCUCCCGAGCCGGAGCGGGAGCCGGAGCCGGCUCCGGGCGGCCCAGCCUGCCCGCCCCCCCUCCACCGCCUCCCGCUUCCAGCAAACCUUCCCUCACUUUCCCUCCUCCUCCCCCUCUCCCUCCUCCGGCCGAUCGCCCUCCCAAGGGGGUGACGCCCGGCGCGGCUCCUCCGCCCCCGCUCCCUCCUCCCCAGGCUGACAAACUCGCCAAGUCUCCAGCAGGCGCUUCACACCCGCCCCAACCGCCCCCUCCUCCUCCUCCCCCUCCCCUGCCCCUCGUCCCCCCCUGCGGGCUGCCGGCCAGGACUGCCGAUGUCCCUGCGGCUACCAUCCUUCUAGAAAUCCUCCAUUAA